This is a messenger RNA of Aspergillus pseudonomiae, 915 nucleotides long. RefSeq lists its product as uncharacterized. The record is from RefSeq and is a predicted model, not a curated record. NCBI's taxonomy places the organism in Eukaryota, Fungi, Ascomycota, Eurotiomycetes, Eurotiales, Aspergillaceae. Bases 1 to 915 code for a protein of 304 amino acids. The transcript has a single exon.
AUGCCUACAUUCAGCAGUCAGGACAUUCCUGAUCUCCACGGCCAGGUUAUAAUCGUCACUGGAGGCAACGUGGGUCUUGGUUAUGAAACCAUUCGCCAGCUCAGCCAACAUAACCCGGCUACUAUCUAUCUCGCCGCCCGAUCCCAACCCAAGGCUGAACAAGCCAUUGCAGAGCUAAAACAGCACAAUCCAAAGUCCACCAACAUCCGUUUCUUACAGCUCGACCUUGCAUCGUUUGAAAGCGUCAAAGCAGCAGCGGCAGACUUCCUUCGUCAAGAGUCCCGCUUGGACAUUCUGAUCAACAAUGCCGGCAUCAUGAUGACCCCAGAGGAUGUCACCAAGGACGGAUACGAGAUCCAAUUCGGCACCAAUGUCCUGGGCCCAGCCUUAUUGACCCAGCUGCUUCUACCAACUCUGCGCAAGACGGCAAAAGUGAAUAGCCAGACCCGUAUGGUCAUGCUCUCUUCUGCCGCCCACGCCCGCGCGCCCACUGACGUUUACAACUUUGAUGAGCUUCGAACGAGCGCCCCAAACCGACAUACUACUGAGCGAUACACGACGUCCAAACUCGCCAAUCUUCACUAUGCGAGAGCUUUGGCGGAGAGGGAAGCGGGAGUCAAGAUUAUCCCGGUCCACCCGGGUAUGGUAGCCACGAACCUCCACCAUGCCUCAACGGGGGCUUUUCUUAAACCCUUCCUCUAUGCCGCGAUUUUCUUGGCUGGAACGCCAGUAGAGAAGGGCGCCCUUUCACAAAUCUUCGCGGCUGUAAGCCCCGACGCGAAACACGGACAGUACUAUGGGCCUAUUGGGAAGGCGGAAUCUGGUUCUAAGCUGAGCCAGAAUCAUGAUCUUCAGGAAGAAUUGUUUAGAUGGGUCCAGGGCGAGCUUUCAGGACAUAGCGAGAUAACUUUCUAG